Beta vulgaris subsp. vulgaris (sugar beet) is the source of this 1119-nucleotide messenger RNA. RefSeq names its product cell number regulator 6. Lineage: Eukaryota; Viridiplantae; Streptophyta; Magnoliopsida; Caryophyllales; Amaranthaceae. The transcript has 5 exons. The record is from RefSeq and is a predicted model, not a curated record. The coding region runs from base 162 to 896 and encodes 244 amino acids.
CCAAACUCUCAGUCAUUUAAAGAGAAAUAAUAUUAACUGAACAUCGAAGAAAACCCAAGCCUUUUUGUAAGAAAAUAAAAGGAAAACUUGGAGACCUGCCAAAUCCAAAUUCUUGCAAAAUUAAAGUAUCGCCCUUGAAUCUCGCGAUACAGAAAGAGAAGAUGUCUGAAGAAACUUCGCACGCAUCACGAUAUGUGAAAUUGACUAAGGCUCAAGUCUCUGCUGAUGAAGAGAUUAGGCCUGGUGAACUCAAUCAAGCAAUACCCACUUCUCAGUUGCAUGUUCACAAGUGUAACGAAUGUGGACAACCUUUACCUGAAAGCUAUGAACCUCCUGCUGAUGAACCUUGGUCAAGUGGCGUCUUUGGGUGUACUGAAGAUACUCAAAGCUGUUGGACUGGGCUUUUCUGCCCAUGUGUCUUAUUUGGGCGCAAUGUGGAAAGACUGAGAGAUGAUACCCCAUGGACUACACCAUGUGUUUGUCAUGCUGUUUUUGUGGAAGGUGGUAUGGCACUGGCUGCUGCCACUGCUUGGUCAUAUGGUAUCGACCCUAAAACAACGUGUCUGAUUUGGGAGGGCUUAUUUUUCACCUGGUGGAUGUGCGGCAUAUAUACCGGUCUUGUUCGACAAUCCUUGCAGAGGGAGUAUCAUCUCAAGAAUUCUCCAUGCGAUCCAUGCCUUGUACAUUGCUGCAUGCAUUGGUGUGCAAUAUGCCAGGAGCAUCGGGAGAUGAAAGCCCGUCUCACAGAUGAUUCCGCGAUGCCCAUGACAGUUGUCAACCCUCCUCCUGUUCAAGAGAUGAACUCUGGCAGGGAAAACCAGGAAGCAUCAGCAACUUCUACUUCUGAAAAGAAUGAUGAUAGAAACGGUGUUAGUCUAGAGAUGCAGGCUCUAUAGUUUUCUUUCAUACCUCUGUGUAUCUGCGUACUGUAAAAAGAAAAAACCAGAGGAAUGUUUCCGGGAAACUUUAUUAGAACUUGAUAGCAAAAACUAGGGGUUUUGUUGAUUUAUGAUGGGUGAAGUUGAUAUUUACUGUUUAAAAAGUCCAUUUUCAUAUUGUACAAGGAAUCCACAGGCUUUCUAUUAAGAGAAAUUUGGCACUACUGGUGCCUUUGUUGCA